GAGAAACAAAUUAUAAACAUAAAAAAUUAGGAAAAACUAUAUAUAACGGAUCAGAUAUUUGGAUAAACGAUUAUUUAAACGGAUGCAUAUUCGGAUCGGAUUUUAAACGGAUCAGAUAUACAAUUACCAAAUCCGUAUCCGUUUAGUAAUCGGAUAUCCUUAAUGGGAUACGGAUAAUAUCCGUUUAAAACGGAUGCGGAUAUUUCCUCUUUAAACGAAUACGGAUGCGGACGGUAAUCGGAUUGUCGGCUAUCCAUUUACAGCCCUAAUCACAGGGACUUUAAAAAUAAGUUUUGAAAACACAUGGAAUAUUGAACCGAAAGGCAGGGACUGAGGCACACGACGGAACUGACGGAAGAACCGACGAACUGAUGAAGACAGGACUCAGAUACGCCGCCGCCGCCGCCAGACGCACCGCCGGACGCCGACCAUCAAGCUCCAGCCUCCAGGGAUUUGAGAUGCUUCCAAAUGCUAUAGCAAUAUAUGCCCUUAUUUGCCGGUCCUGAAGAUUAGAGUUUUGAGAGAUUUUACUUCCCAAUUCAUAGUUAUAGAUCUAAGUUGAACAUGGAAGGACACCGUACCUGCAAGAAUUGUGGAUCCAAUUCCAUUUAUUCAGAGAUUAGCACAGGCGAUGUGGUUUGCAGAUCAUGUGAUGUUGUUCAAGACUUUGACAAUUUCCAGGCCCAUAUUGGAGGCAUCAAUGGGCCUGUUGGCACCUAUGUUCAUGUCGGUACCACGGGUACUGGAAAUUGGUAUAGUUAUAGAGAGACAAAGAUUUACGAAGCGAAGAAGGUGAUUGAUGAUUUGAUGUACAAGUUUGGAAUUACAGAAAAGAAAGCAGAUGAUGUUAGCAUUAUGAUUAGGACAAUCACGGAGGACGAAUACGGUCAAGGGAGGUGGUUUUCUGUGCUAAUCGGCGCUUGCUCUUACAUUGUCAUGAGGAUGGAUUCAAAGGUCUUGCCGAUGGAAGAGGCCGCGAAUACGGUAGGGUGUGAUGUUUUCGAAAUGGGUAGAAUGGUCAACCGCGUUGUCGACUUUCUCGAUCUGGAAUUGCCAGAGCUGAGCAUUGUCAACUGGUUCGAAAAGGCAAUCAGAAACAGUUCGAGGUUAAGGGAUGUUUCCGAGGAUACAAUCUCGAGGAUGUUGAAACAAGGGACACUUCUGCUUCAGUGUUUGGUCAACUGGUUCGUGACAACGGGCAGGAGGCCAAUGCCCGUUGUUGCAGCCGUGCUUGUGUUCGUCGCAGAGCUGAAUGGAAUCACAGUUCGGCUUGGUGAUGUGGCAAAUGAGUUACACGUGGCGCUCAAGACUUGUAAGUUGAGGCAUAAAGAACUUCUUGAGAGGCUUGUUCAGGUUGCCCAAGCCACAUUGCCAUGGGGAAAGGAUGUUAACAUGAAGAACAUAAUGACAAAUGCUUCAUCCGUGAUUCAAUAUAUCGAGUUGAAGUCAAUGUCAAACCAGAAUGGAAAAUGUGGAGAGAAUUGUGAUUUGAGUUUCUUGGUUGAUGACUGCCUAACCGAGGAAAAUUCGUACUGGUAUGACGAACAUGAACCCGAGAAAGAUUCCCAGUAUUUCCAAGCUAAAAAAGUUGACAUUCCUGAAAGAUUCCCACUUUCUGCAGAAUCGUUCUCCAGGAUUUAUUCAGAGGCGAAGAAUGCGAUGUCUGUGGCUAAGGCAGGCCCCAACGCGAGUACACGGAGAAGGACGAGAGAGGAAUACGACAGUACGGGCUGGUGGAGCGGCGAAUCGGACCUGAGUAAAGAGCUUCUUCUGAAGCAAAUAUUGGAAAAGAACUUGGGGAUAAAUGCCAUGCCUCCUUCAUUUGACAAUGGCUGUUUGGUGACUGAGAGGAGAAGAGCAAAGAUAAACGCGGCUAAGCUGAGGAUUCAUCAGACUAUGUGUGGUCGUCCUUCGGCUUCUGGGGAUGAAAACACCACUUAUGAUCGCAUUAUGAUUGGUAAAGAAGAAGUAAAGAAGAAGAAAAGAAAGAGGAAAGGGGGAUUUUGUUUGGACUGGGAAGAUUUCAUCAUUGAAACUCUUCUCCUUCAUAAGGUUAGAGAAGAAGAGAUUGAGAAGGGGCAUUAUAAGGCUUUGCUGGGCUUGCAUGUUUUCAAUGGCGGCUGUGCAUGUUGACACAGGUGUAUACUCAGGAGCUUUGUUAUAUUGGGUGCCAUAUUUGCACUAAAGGUUUUGUAUUUGAACAAUGGUUAAUGGCAAUGGAACAAUGGUAUGAACACUGGCUUAUGGUGGAGGCAAACUUGGAAAUAAGCUCUCUAGCUCAGUCCAUACUGCUGCCUGCCCAAGCAAAUAUAUGUAGCAAGGAACACCCCAAAACGAUUGUACUAGGACUAAAAUCACGUCUAAUUAUGACUCUUUGCUGCUUGAUCUCCUCUUCUAUGGCGUCAUUUCCUUCCAUCUUACUUAUGUAUUCUCUUUGAUACAUUGAUUUGUUUUUAAUAUAUCAAGUUCAUAUGCAUUCUCACACCUCUAGGAAGGUACAAUAGUGCACUCUAUUGUACAUAAGGAUUGGAGGUUGCAGCAAAGACAAUGCUGAAAGACAUUCUGUCCGAUUCGGUGACCAUCAAGUUCAUAAGCAUUCUCACACCUCUAGGGAGGUAUAGUAGUCCAGUCUGCUUAUAUAUAAGCACUGGAGGUUGCAGCGAAGACAACACUUGCUGUCCUCAAUCUUCCAGAUGCAGAAUCAAAGCCUACAACCUGCCGCUCCCUUAAGAAUUGUUACCUACCCAGAAAUUACUUGGAGCUUCUAUGGUCUAGCCAACUCACACAUUUUAGAAACUAGAGGUUGAUUUGCUGUGUAUGGAUAGAGUAUAUGCUUACUCCCUCUCUUCCGAGCAAAAUGUUUUGUUAUAAAUUUGUGGAAUAUAAACAACGCAUAACUAUGGGGCCACAAUUUUAAUGUUGUAUUACAUUGUGGGUUACAGGAAAUUGUGGCAGAAGGCUCCAAGUAGGCUUGGACAAACAAGCAAGUUUAUGGUGUCAUAUUGAAUGAAUGGAUACUAGAUCAUGUGGCUUUGCUCUUUACCUUCCUGGAUCAUCAAAAGUUCAUGGGUCCCUUUAGGUUUUGUGAUCACCAAAUUGAAGCUACACAACUGAUCUGUAUUAAACACAGAUGGGGUGAGGUUGAAGAAAGUCAGAAAGUGGCUGAAGUGUUUGUUGAGCAUUUCAUGGAUAUGCUCGGGAUAAUGUCCGGAGCGCCACUGGUUGGAAGUAACUUGAGGUCGAAAUCAUUAUUAGUCCUCAACUGACAGUGGAAGGUCCUUAUGUCCAUUGCCAGUGGAGCUAAAAAAGUCGUUUUUAACAAUGUUUUAGUUUCGGACACAAUGGACUAGAUAAAAAAUGAUAAAUUAAACUUUCCUUGUUUUU
Cuscuta campestris is the source of this 3384-nucleotide messenger RNA. NCBI's taxonomy places the organism in Eukaryota, Viridiplantae, Streptophyta, Magnoliopsida, Solanales, Convolvulaceae. The record is from the annotation of a GenBank genome assembly.